Monopterus albus (swamp eel) is the source of this 1465-nucleotide messenger RNA. RefSeq names its product clarin 2 (gene clrn2). Lineage: Eukaryota; Metazoa; Chordata; Actinopteri; Synbranchiformes; Synbranchidae. The record is from RefSeq and is a predicted model, not a curated record. The coding region runs from base 658 to 1359 and encodes 233 amino acids. The transcript is spliced from 3 exons.
CAUUCUGGGAAUAAUGGAAACCUUUGGGGUUAUCUAUAAAUAAUGUAGUGGAGCAGUAAAGUACUGUAGGCUAAAAUGGAAUUAUUCAACACAAGUAGCCUACCUCAAAUUUACUCACAGUGCUUAAGUAAACCGUUAUAAGCUAAAUGAAUAAGUGAAGGAUGCAAGGAACAAGAUGGGAGAUUUAUGACAUAAAGUCUAAAUAUGCCAAACUCAUUGGCCCCUCUGUGGUUAAUGCUUGAACCUGACCUUUAGUGUGUGCUGUAGUGGAUCAUAUUUGUCAUUCUGACACAAUUAUCUCCUACAUGGUUUUACAGUUGUAGCUCCAAAGGCCAGGUUGCAGAGGUUAAUCCAUCUCCUGAAUAAAGAGGAGUGAACAGUCUGCGAAGCAGAAAGCAGGCGCACAGGACAGGGAUAGAGUUUCUCUCGGUAACGGAUCUCUUUGUCCGCCAUAGAGUCUCUUUCUCCUCCCUGGUGACUCAUGCGUCAGUGUAAGCAACAUUUCAACAAGCUACUACAACGCCUGCUGUUUUUGUUGGAUUAUGAUUUAUUUUUACUUUUCACACUAUAGGAUAAACUCAUGGUGAUCACCGAGUGCGCUCCGCGGUCGCUGCCCGGCGUCGUGUUACUUCUCUCGGGGCAUCAUGGGCUCGUAAGAUGCCUUCUCUGUGGAAACGGAUAACGUUCUCGGUGGCCUCGGUGCUCUGUGUCGGCUCGGUGGCCCUCUUGGUCGUGGCCUUGUCCACUGAGCGGUGGGUCACCGGAAGGAUCCUGUGUAAAACUGGGGCGGAGAUAGUGAACGCGUCCAACCCGGAGCUGGAUCAGUUCGUCGGAGAUAUUUACUACGGUUUGUUUGAGGGAGGAAAGAGCAAGAGGUGCGGGCUGGGAACGAGGUACUCCAAAAUAUACAUCUUCCCACAUCUCGUGCUGACGUUGAACGGUGGCCUUCACGUGAUGGUGAUCCUCUUCCUGUUGGUGGCCGUUGGCUUUGCUCUGGUCAGUCUCUCUUUUUGUAUUUACAAUGCACGCAAGGUUCCAUACCAGAGCAUCAAAGGGCACAAAGGACUUUAUCUGUGGAACUUCAUUGCUGCUUUUUUUGGUGCCCUGGGUGUUCUGUGCUUCCUGGCAGCAGUGAGGCACCACAAUCUGACCGAGCGGGUGGCAAACUACGAAGAGAAUCUCUUUGUCCUUGUAGUACUGGAUGACAGCCUGGACUUGUCUUUUUGGCUGGGUGUAGGUAGCAUUGUGACUCACUUUGCUGUCAGUGGAGUGGUUGCAAUGAGCCGAAUCAAGCUGCCCAAACCAGAGAUCAAGAAACCCGAAGAACCCACCAUCUCCUCUCUGGACCUGCUGUACUGAAGGACUGAACAGGGAACAUGUUAGCGCUUCUAGUUAAUAGUAAUAAUAAUCACCUUUAUUUGGGGAAGUAUGUUACACACAAGGAAUUUGUUUCCACUACAGAAGC